GAAGAAGAUUGAAGGCUGUGUAGGAACGAUGCAUAUUGUUCGAUUGAUUAGUUUGAGUACUUUAUAAUCGCAUCGUGAAUCUUUACGCGUGAAUAAUUUUCACGGAAAAAGAGAAUUUGUGCGCGACAGAUUUAAUAAUAUCAAGCAAUAUUAAGAUGACGCGUAGAAGAAUUUUUAGAUUUACCGGAAAGAAGCAUAGUGAUCGGCCAUCCAAGGUGGCUUCUCCUGUAGCUGAAACGGAGACUCCUUUGCAAACAGCGCAGAAAUAUAAGAAUGCAGGAAAUGUACGUUUCACAUUGGGAAAAUAUAAUGAAGCCAUUGCUCAAUAUAAUAAAGCAAUCGACAUUUGUCCAAAGGAAAGUGUGGAUGAUCUCGCGAUUUUUUAUCAGAACAGAGCGGCUGCAUAUGAACAAUUAAAAAGAUAUAAUAGCGUGAAGGCAGAUUGUACAAAAGCGUUAGAAUUGAAUCCAAAAUACAUGAAAGCUCUGCUACGUCGGGCACGUAUUUUGGAGCAAUUAGGAGAUUUUGAAGCAGCUUUGAAGGAUAUUACUACUGCCUGCAUUCAUGAAAACUUUUCUGAUCAAGCUUCCCUUUUAAAAGCACAAAUGAUCUUGGAAAAGCUUGUGGAACAACAUUUCCCGAAGAAAUCGAUACACAUAUCUUUUAUGCCAACUACACUUGUUAUCGAAAUAUAUUAUAUUAGAUCUUUCUCUAAAGAUCCAAUACUUUCAAGACUUGAAUAUCCAGAAAAUAUUCCAGAAUUUAUCAAGAAACCAUUACAAGCAUUAAAAAAUAGGGAAUAUCAUAAUAUAAUAUCGCUGUGCACAGAAAUCAUUGAAAGUCCUAAAUUUGAUAUAUUACCUCCCUCCAAAUUAGAAGUGCUAUUAUUAAGGGCUACAUUUUACUUCAUUUGGCAUGAUUACAAUGCUGCAAUCCACGAUCUUAAAGUUAUUUUGUCUAGCGAAGAUGUACGUGAUAACAUAAGGGUAAACGCCUUAAUAAAAAGAGCCUGUAUAUACCUAGAAAUUGGGACUCCAGAAAUGGCUUUCAACGACUUUGAAUUAGCCCUUAUGAUAAAUCCAAGUUGUAGCGAUAUCUACUAUCAUAGAGGACUGGCAUAUAAGAAAAUAGGAGAGCUAGACAAAGCUAAGUGCGAUUUUGAAAAAGCCGUUGAAUACAAUCCAAACUUCAGUAUGGCACACAUGCAAAAAUGGUACGCAAAUUAUCAGUUUGCAUCGUUGAACGGAAAUAUAUAUUUAGUCGAAAUUACUGUGAGAAACAUUGAGAAAGCUAUCGCUAAGUACUCAAAUUCUCCUGAAUGUGUAUGUUAUUAUGUUUUAUACGCUGAGAUAAUGUUCAAAACUCAACAGUAUCAAAAGGCUGAUAUUUAUUUUGUUAAAGCAAUAGAAAAAGAUCCGGAUUGUGCUAUUGUUUAUCUGCUAUUAUGGAACUGUAAUCUUAUUAACAUUGAGAAAUACGUGAUCAAAGCAUUAAAAUCCGAUACAUGCUCUGUUGAAGGCAAGCUUAGAGGUUUUGAAGUAUUAAGAAUAAUCGAAAUAGAACGAGGGAAUAUAGAAGAAGCAGUAAGAUUAACUAAUAUGGCUUUAAUAUUCUGUCGUACAUUCAGGGAACUACUAUACAUGUAUAAUGAGGACCCUACAAAAAUAUUUCUUGAUACAAAGCUUCGAUUUACGCAAAUCGUUCAUUUCCUUCGGUCAUAUUCUCGAUUCAUUGAUAUACAAAAUGCGGAGGAAUUCGACAAACAUAUUCCCAUUGACAGCGAUGGAUCAUUCAAAGUGCUUUCUCCUGCAACCGAAUCGGAGACUCCUUUACAAAAAGCGCAAAAGUAUGAAAACGAAGGAAAUAUAUAUUUCAAAACGCAAAAAUAUAAUGAAGCCAUAACUCAAUAUACUAAAGCAAUCGACAUUUGUCCCAAGGAGAAUAAGAAUGAACUCGCGACUUUUUAUCAAAAUAGAGCGGCUGCGUAUGAGCAGUUGAAAAAAUAUAGCUCCGUAAAGGCAGAUUGUACAAAAGCGUUGGAACUAAAUCCAAAAUAUAUUAAAGCUGUGCUAUGUCGAGCACGUGUAUUGGAGCAAAUAGGGGAUUUGGAAGCAGCAUUGAAGGAUAUGACUACCGUAUGUAUUUACGAAGAGUUUUCUCAUCCUAUUUUCCUUGUAAAGGUAGAAAUAAUCUUGAAAAAACUUGUGAAACAACAUGCUUAUGAAAAUUGGAUAAACAAAAAGUUAUUUAUGCCAAAUAAGCUUUCCAUCGAAUACUGUAUUAUAUCUUAUUCUAAAGAUCCAGUAUUUUCUAAACUUCGAUGUCCAGAAAAUAUUCCAGAAUUUUUCAAAAAGCCAUUACAAGCGUUAAAAGAUGCGAAAUAUGAUGAUGUAAUACCGUUGUGUACGGAAAUUAUUGAAAGUCCGGAAUUUAAUACAUUACCUUCAACUAAACUAGAGGUGUUAUUAUUACGAGCUACAUUUUACUCACUUUUGGGCAAAUACAGUCCUGCAUUCCAAGACUUAGAAUGUAUAUUGAACAUUGAAUAUGCAUCCGAUGAUGUAAAGAUAAACGCUUUGUUAAAGAGAGCGAACUUACAUCUAAAAUUCAUGGAUCUAGACAUGGCCUUCAUGAAUUUCGAAUUGGCUAUUAAUAUAAAUCCGCAUUAUAGCGAUAUUUAUUAUCACAGAGGACAGGUAUAUAUGAACAUGGGCAAACUAAACAAAGCUAAACACGAUUUUGAAAAAGCUCUUGAAUACAAUCCAAACUUUAGCAUAGCAUGCAUACAAAAAUGCUAUACAGAUUAUCGUAUUGCGAUGUUAAAUAAAGAUGUAAGAUUAGUCGAAGAGGCUGUAAGAGCUUUCGAAAAAAUUUUCGAAAAAUAUACAAAUCUUUCUGAAUGUACAUUUUGUUAUCAAUAUUAUUGUAAGAUGAUGUCCGAAACUCUACAGUACCAGAAAGCGCAUAUUUAUUUUACUAAAAUAAUAAAGAAAUAUCCGAAGGACACAUCUAUGUCUUCAAUUUAUCUGCACAGAGCCUAUUUGCAAUUUAAUUGGAGCAGUUAUUCUAAUAAAGCUGUGGAAUACCUUAAGAAAGCGAUAGAAUUGGAUGAAAAAUGCAGUUUUGCGUAUAAAUUAUUAGGAUUGAUCGAAAUGAAAAGAGGAAACAUAGAAGAAACAAUAAGAUUGUUUGAUAAAGCUUUAGUAUACUGUCAUACAUUUGAGGAACUGCUACACCUAUACUACUUGAGAGACACAGCAAGAAUAGAUCUUAAUGUCAAGAAUCAAUUCGGGGACAAGUAUUUCCGUUUUUUCAGUCUUGGAUUGUUGUUAUCUGCGAAAGACGGAAGUCGAGGGUUUGCUUAUGAUUUUAUGUUAUGAUACAAGCGUAGUAUCAGUGUUGUAAUAUAUACAAUAACUAUUUGUUGU
Molecule: messenger RNA, 3428 nt
Organism: Atta colombica
Lineage: Eukaryota; Metazoa; Arthropoda; Insecta; Hymenoptera; Formicidae
Exons: 16
Coding region: 156-3380 (1074 amino acids)
Molecular function (GO): protein binding
Source: RefSeq, a predicted model, not a curated record